AUGAGUCAAUCACUUUCUAUACCUCCAUACUUUGACGGAAGUAAUUAUGCUUACUGGAAGGUUAGAAUUCGUGCAUUUCUUAAGUCCUUAGAUGAGCAUGUUUGGUUGAGUGUGAAAAAUGGCUGGAAACCUCCCUCCACUAUCGUAUCAGGAACUGUUAACCUUACUGAUAUAUCACUGUGGACUAAGGAUAAGAUAGCUGAGUGUAAUUGGAAUAGAAAGAGACUUCAUGCCUUGUUUAUGGUCGUGUCUCCCAAAGAGUUUAGAAGAGUGUCAAUGUGCGAAACUGCUAAAGAGGUGUGGGAUAUUCUUGAAACUACACACGAGGGAACUAAAACGGAUGAAUCUUCCGAUACUGAGUCUCUGAGGGACGAUGAAAUUGCUUACUUUGUGAAGAAAUUUCAAAAGGCUCUCAAGAAUAGAAGAAAGCCUCAGGAUAGAAAAAGUAGAGUCCCUAGCAGAUUCUCAAAAGAAAAAACUGAAAGGUUUAACAAUAAAAGUUCUAGUGAUAAACCACGUUUGGUUAGGUGCCAUGAAUGUCAAGGUAUAGGUCACUAUAGGAAUGAGUGCCCUAGUUAUAAGAAGAAUCAAAGAAUAGGGCAGGGUAAGGCCUUAGUUGUUUCACUUACUGAUAACAAGUCUGAGACCAGUGAUAGGCAGGAGUCAUCUAGUAGUGAAGAUGAAGGGAACUAUAUGGCAUUUGUGUCGACUAUUAAGAGUGAAUCUGAUAAGGAGAAAAAAGAGAGACAUGCUAGUAAUCUCCAGAAUUCACUUAAGAGUGUCAGUGAGUUAAAAUGUGUCAAUGAGAAGUUGGAAGACAAGGUUAAGACAUUAACUAGUGAAUUGGAGAAAUCUAAUGCUCAUCUUCAGACUUUCAUAAGUGGAACUAAGAAAUUGGAUGAUAUUUUGGGAAUGAAUAAGCCUACAGGAGAUAGGAAAGGUCUAGGAUAUGUUGAGGGUAAUACACAUGGUGUUGGUCCAUCUAAAACUGUAUUCAUUUCUGCCUCUAGGAAGUCUAACGCUGUCAACAGUCCAAAUAAGGGUAAGAAUGUUUCAAGGGAACAAAGUCAUCAAUCACGUAGAAAUUUUAUGCCCAAACACCCACAGACAUGUACCUACUGUGGAGCUCUAGGACACACUAGGCCUAGAUGUUAUAAGUUAGGCAAUGAGCGUAGAAAUCGGAAUAUUCCAAGUCAGGUCAGUUUUCUGACUAAUCAGGUUAGUCAUUUGACUGAGAUGCUUACUAAGCUGACUAGGAGUACCACGUCAUCUAAGAAAGUUUGGGUUAAAAAGGAGGAUCUAGCUGGACUUUCAGGUCAGGUAAAUUGCUAUGUUGCAUUAAAAGCCCAAGAUUUCAAUAUGUGGUACUUUGAUAGUGCUUGUUCUAGGCAUAUGUGUGGUAACAAGACUUUAUUCAUACUCUUGAUGAAUGCAAUGGGGGUAUGGUUACCUUUGGAGAUGAGGGUUCUACACCUAUUCUUGGCAAAGAGAUGUACCGUGUAUGAUUCAUUCGGUGGGGUGGUCCUUGAAGGGGUUAGAACGUCUGAUAACUGUUAUAGAGUCCUACCUAAUUCUAACUAUGUGUGUAGGAGUGCAAAAAUGGAUAUGAGUGAACUCUGGCAUAAAAGAUUGGGUCAUUUAAACUAUAAGAGUCUAGUACAACUGGCUAAAAAGGAGUUGGUAAAUGGUUUGCCUAAAAUAGGUCCUAGUGAAAAUGUUGUGACUGAGAGUCUAGGAGGUAAGCGGUAUAUUCUGGUUGUGGUAGAUGAUUUCUCGAGGUUCACAUGGGUAGAAUUGUUUAGGGAAAAAUCUGAUGCAUGUGACCUUAUAAAAUCUUUUUGUAAACGGCUUAGUAAUAAACUCAAUCACAAAGUGUCCAGAAUGCGAAGUGAUCAUGGAAAAGAGUUUGAAAAUUUCAAUCUUGAGAGCUUCUGCAUGGAUGAAGGGAUACUACAUGAGUUCUUUUCCCCUAUCACUCCUCAACAAAAUGGGGUGGUUGAAAGGAAGAAUCGUGUUCUUUAG
Olea europaea var. sylvestris is the source of this 2022-nucleotide messenger RNA. RefSeq lists its product as uncharacterized. Lineage: Eukaryota; Viridiplantae; Streptophyta; Magnoliopsida; Lamiales; Oleaceae. Bases 1 to 2022 code for a protein of 673 amino acids. Gene Ontology annotation, biological process: DNA integration. The transcript is spliced from 5 exons. Gene Ontology annotation, molecular function: nucleic acid binding; zinc ion binding. The record is from RefSeq and is a predicted model, not a curated record.